AUGUUCAAGAAAAAGCCCACAAUCAAAACACUAUCUCCCAUUCGCUCCUCAGAUCGACGAAAAAUAGCCGAUCAGAUCAUCAAAGAAUACCAGAUCGCCAUCCCUACCGCAGCUCCAACGGAAGAAAUCAACCCCAAUAACAAUGAAGACGGAAACGCAGCGAAGGAGACUGCUAUAAAUCUCACAACAAUAAGAAAUGCCCUUCUUCCAGAGAACUCGCUCUCCGCCAGAUUCACGACGACGGCGGGACCAGAUCUUCGAGAAGUCCAAGGAACUGUAUACGCUGGAUCGCAUCCCGAAUCAGGCGGCGAGGAGAGAAUAUUAUGGUUUAAGAUAGAGCAAGGACCAGGCGCAGAUGGACGAAUAUAUCCUACGGUCUACUCGCUAUGGCAUAAUGCACGCAUUUUGCCUUUAUUACAUACUCCAUCCUUUGUUAUGGGGAAGCUCUUUGGAGGCGCCGAUUUGAUGACCCCUGGUUUGGCCAAUGGGCCGCCAUUUCCGAGCAACGCUGUAAAGGGAGCUGCGGUGACGGUUGCUAGUUUGGAUAAUCCGACGGUACCUGUGUUUGUGGGAGUUUGCGAAAUAGACGUAUCGGGGUUGGGGGAAGUGCAAGGCACAAAGGGGCAUGCGGUUCGUGGUCUGCAUUGGGAAGGAGAUGAGUUGUGGUCAUGGAGUUCAUCGUCCAGACCGGGUCAGCCCGCUCCCGAGUACCUGGAAGGUUGGGAUAAGGAGAAGAUCCAAGAUGUUGAAGAUGCGGUUGCGGAGUUGACCCUGAAAGAAGAGCAAGUGGAGGCACAAACAUCAGCUGCUCUUGACGGAGAAUCACAACCAGCUCCUGAAGAACCUCUUGAGCCGGAGACCGAGCCAACAGUGAAAGAGAUCGAUGAUGCCUUUGUCAAGGCGUUCGUGUAUUCUCUCUAUCAGCUCAAAAAAGAUAGCCCGAACGCACCAAACCACGGAUUGCAACUUCCCGUUCAACCAUCUGCGGUGAUCUCCCGACUCGUAACCCCAUACCUGCCCAUCUACUCUACACAGAAAGCUCAGUACUACCAGAUCAAGAAGACAAGCUGGAAGAACGUGAAGAAAUUCAUCAAAUACCUAGACAAGGAACGACUUGUCAAAUCCAAGGAUCGCAACGGACAAGAGACAGUAGUGAUUGAUGUGGACUUUAAUGAUCAUCGCAUUGAACAGUUUGUCCCAUACAGACUGCCCACUAAGAACGUGGUCGAAAGCUCCGGAAAAGCAGUGGCUGGGAAACAAAAGGCAACGGAAGAGGGAGGCACCGAUCCAUCGGUUGGACAAGUGAUUACCGUACAGGUCUUGUACAGGCCUACUCAAAAGCUUACCCCUAGUCUAUUCCCACAACUCAGCACGACUGAUCCCAAGAACUACUACAAGUACUCGGAAGUGUCCACCCGACUGGAUGAAUAUGUUGCAUCCCAAAACCCGCCACUUGUAUCCGAAUCCAACCGACGCAUCAUCAAGCUGAACCCGUUCCUAGCUAAUACCAUCUACACAUCCUCUUCGUCCGAAGACAGAGCCGCUCUAUCACGUGGCGAAGCUACUCGCGACGGCCUCCUGAAACGAAUCACAUCAGACGGAUCCCUCCUCGCACCGUACCACGCCAUCCUCAAACAAGGACAGAGCAUAGCAGACGUGAAACCGAAAUCCGGCAGCGCGCCCAAAGUAUCGGUCAUGAUUGAGCGACGGGCGGGAAACAAGACAGCCACCAAGGUCUCCGGUAUCGAGUACUUUGGCGUUAUCCCUACACUGCUAGCGGAAGAAUUGCAGAAGAAAUGCGCUUCUAGUACUAGCGUUGCCCAGGCCACCGGCGCAGUCAAGGGGGUGAUGGAGAUUAUGAUUCAGGGUGACCAACGCAAGGCGGUCGAGACGGCGUUGGAGAAACGGGGUGUGAAGUCGCAGUGGGUUGAUGUGGUGGAUAAGACGAAGAAGAAAAAGUAG
Molecule: messenger RNA, 1962 nt
Organism: Talaromyces marneffei
Lineage: Eukaryota; Fungi; Ascomycota; Eurotiomycetes; Eurotiales; Trichocomaceae
Exons: 3
Coding region: 1-1962 (653 amino acids)
Biological process (GO): translational initiation; formation of translation preinitiation complex
Molecular function (GO): translation initiation factor activity
Source: RefSeq, a predicted model, not a curated record